Molecule: messenger RNA, 680 nt
Organism: Syzygium oleosum
Lineage: Eukaryota; Viridiplantae; Streptophyta; Magnoliopsida; Myrtales; Myrtaceae
Product: vacuolar sorting protein 39-like
Exons: 3
Coding region: 266-577 (103 amino acids)
Biological process (GO): autophagy; endosomal vesicle fusion; vesicle-mediated transport
Cellular component (GO): cytoplasm; membrane
Source: RefSeq, a predicted model, not a curated record
UGGUGAUGGUAUCCCCUCAUAUGAUAUCAAUCGGUUUGAAAGGACUAACAAGAGACGCGCCGCCAUCGCCGUUAGGUCACUUGAAAGGUACAAGGUAACUAUAUUGAACACAGCACUACUGCAAGCUUUGCUUCUCACGGGACAGUCUUCAGCUGCUGUUGAAUUUCUGAAAGGCCUUAACUAUUGUGAUGUGAAAAUAUGUGAGGAGAUUCUUCAGAACAGUAGUCAUUAUACAGCUUUGCUAGAACUUUACAAAAGCAAUUCAAUGCAUCGUGAAGCUCUGGAGCUUCUCCAUCACUUAGUGGAGGAGUCAAAAUCAAAUGAAUCAAAAGCUGGUCCGACUCAAAAGUUCAAGCCAGAGAUGGUAAUUGAAUAUCUCAAGCCUCUCUGUGGAACUGACCCUGUGCUUGUCUUGGAGUUUGGAAUGCUUGUUCUUGAAAGCUGUCCGACACAAACUAUUGAGCUGUUUAGGUCUGGGAAUCUUCCGAAAGAUUUGGUCUGCUAUCAUCUGGAGGAGCAUGCAUCAAAAACGCUGAAGAAGGAGAAGGCGCGAUGCCGGACCCCCGCCUCCCUGUGAAUGUCGCAAGCAGAAGAUUCAAACUUCAGCUUUUUAGCUUGCUAAUAAUGAAUGUGUGAACAUGUUGAACCAAAUGUUAAAGUGUUAGGGUUUUGCUGCUAAG